Molecule: messenger RNA, 1329 nt
Organism: Cyclocybe aegerita
Lineage: Eukaryota; Fungi; Basidiomycota; Agaricomycetes; Agaricales; Hemipholiotaceae
Source: the annotation of a GenBank genome assembly
AUGUCGGACCGUCUGACAGUGAUUGAUCUCGUUACAAGCUCGCAACUUGAGAGCCAUGGCACGGUAUCGACGGUCGGCGUCGGCGUCGGCGUCGGCGAUGGUUGUGGCGAUGGAACCGAAAUGGAGGAGAAGAAGGGAGCUCACAACUCGAGUGCCUUGUCCCCCUCGGAGUCCGGCUUGCCUGAAGGUGGCCAUCGCGCUUGGCUGACCAUUUUCGGGGCGUUUCUCGUCCAAUAUGCAUCGUUUGGAUAUAUCAAUGCGUUCGGCGUAUACCAGGACUUCUACGUCCGCGAUUACCUCAGUAACUAUUCCCCCAGUGAUAUCGGAUGGAUCGGUGGUGUCCAAAUCUUUCUCAACUUUUUCUUGGGAGUCUUCACGGGGCGGAUCUUCGAUAGAGGGCAUUUCAGAUCUCUCAUAAUAGGAAGCAUCCUCCUCCAUGCUAUCGCGCUCUUUUCCCUGUCUUUAUCGCGUCCCGGAUCGUAUUAUCAGGUCUUUCUGACGAACGGGGUCGCUUUCGGACUGUCGUGUGGACUCUCUUACAUUCCCUCCCUGAGCGUUGUAGGACACUACUUCGAACGAAGACGUGCGCUAGCCGUCGGGAUCGUUUCUUCCGGGUCCGCCCUAGGCGCCGUCCUACACCCAAUAAUGCUCAACAAACUAUUCAACUCGCCUCAUGUGGGGUUCCACACCGGAAUUCGAAUCAGCGCUGCGCUUAACAUCCUCCUUCUUGUCAUUGCUUAUGCGGUCAUGAAACCGAACCCUCGAUUCAGCCCCGGAGGCCCACCCAAAUCCAGUGAGGGAGAUGAAACACAGCCCAGGAACUGGUCGGAUCGGUUCCCUGUGCUGCGCUGGCUUCGCGAACCGGCCUACGCUAUCUCAGUUUUCGCGUCGGUGUUUUCCUUCUCCGGGACAUUCUUCCCCGUGUUCUACCUCCAGCUCGAUGCGAUCACGCAUGGCAUCGAUCCGACGUUCGCGUUCUACGCAUUGUCCAUUAUCAAUGCAGCGAGCAUCGCCGGACGUACCAUCCCCGGUGCUCUGGCACCACACGUAGGACUGUUCAACCUCGGCUCAGCGAUGAUUCUCGCCAUGGGAGCCGUUCUGUUCUGCAUGGCGCCGGCGGUGUCGUCUGGCAUAGGAAUUGCCCCAGUUGUGGCAUUCGCACUUCUAUUUGGGUUCUUCUCCGGGGCGGCGAUCGCGCUUACCCCUGCGAUGUUUGCGCAGCUCGCGGAGGACUCUAGUGAGGUCGGUGCGAUGCUUGGGGUUGUGUUCGGUGUUGGAGGUCUUUUCGGUCUUUUAGGCAAGGCGCUUCCUACCUUCUCGCUGCCCUAA